Messenger RNA from Sphaerulina musiva SO2202, 3894 nucleotides. RefSeq lists its product as uncharacterized. Bases 2215 to 3780 code for a protein of 521 amino acids. Lineage: Eukaryota; Fungi; Ascomycota; Dothideomycetes; Mycosphaerellales; Mycosphaerellaceae. The record is from RefSeq and is a predicted model, not a curated record. Gene Ontology annotation, molecular function: metal ion binding. The transcript is spliced from 2 exons.
AAGCAAUAUUGACCCAAUAUGCCUCGCCGGCUAUCCACCACAGCGGCAAGCCGGGCAAGGCAGCCCUAUAUACUGGACGCGGGGCCACUCGGCUGGCUGGAAGGCACGACCAUCACUACUACUACUACUGGAGCCGAGGCCGCACCUGCCCUUCACUACUUCGGCGGACUCCCCUACGCACUCCCUCCCGUCGAGGAAUACCGGUUCCGACAGGCACGGAAACUGCCUGAGCAUUACCGAUACGGCACGCAAGCCAGUCCCGGACGCUUCACUGGCCACGCUGCCGUGUGUCCACAACCCGGUUGGCUUCGCGCAUCCGAUCCCGCCCUGUGGGACGAGAACUGUCUCCAGUUGAACAUCUACAUUCCUGCCGGGCAGCCACCAGAUGCGGGCUGGCCCGUCUUCUUCUACAUCCACGGCGGCUUCCUCCAGUUCGGGAACCCGAAUUUCGGACCAGAGUAUCUGGCUCCACUGCUCAGCGAGAGCGCUUUCAAGGCCAUCAUCGUUGCCCCCGCAUAUCGCACCAACGUGUUUGGCUUCAUUGCCAGCUCCGAGCUCCGAGCCGAAGCACAAGAACUUGGCGAAAGCAGCGGCAAUCAGGGCUUCUGGGACCAGCGCCUAGCCCUAGAGUGGACUGCACAGCACAUUGGAAGAUUCCAUGGUGAUAGAGACAACAUCACCAUCGGUGGGUAUAGCGCAGGGUCGUACAGCGUGUUCCAUCAAUUGGCACAUGAGCUCUACUAUGUCCCAGAGAAUGAAGCGAUUAUCAAACGUGCCAUUAUGUGGUCAAACAGCCCAGGUGUACAACCCAAGAGUGUAAGCGAGCAGCAAGCCCAGUUUGACGAGCUACUCGCAGAACUCGGCGUAUCCGCAUCUUUGUCUGCUAAAGCGAAGCUUCGUCAACUGAGGAUGAAGACGCCAUUAGAGCUCGUUCAAGCAAACGGCAGGAUGAAGCUCUCCGAAUUCAGAGCUACCUCAGACGACGACUUUGUGUCAACGAAGCUGAUUGCGAGCAUCAACCAGGGCGACUUUGGCAGACGCAUGAAAGCUAGAGGAAUCAAACUAAUGAAUGGCGAAUGUCGUGAUGAACACCACCUCUAUGGCGCCUGGAGGACCCCUCCUUCUUCUUUCAAAGCCGUAUACGAACGCCUUUGUGCUGACUAUCCCGAGCGGGCUGUGAAGAGCUUGAUGCACUUUGCUUGUGGUGAGCAGAAGGUCGUGCCAGAAGGUUGCAAAGACUGGAAUGAGGCCUUUGGCAAGCUGUAUGCCAAUAUGCAAGUGCAUGGCCUAGAACGCGGAUUUCACUGUGCACUCGAGAAGUCAGGCCUUGUUCCUGGCCAGGAUAUAUUGAGAUACAGGAUCGAAUGGAGAGCAAAGUGCAUGGAUGGCGCUUUCCCGCUCGCUUGGGGGGUAAGCCAUGCCACGGACAUGGCUAUCUGGUUCUGGGGGCUUGACUAUGGCGACGGACUCACAGAUGAUGAGAAGAAGGUACUCCGACCUUGGAACGCGGCAUUCGCGGCAUUCGUGAGAGGUGACGCCGUGACCUGGGAUACCAGCAAGAUCACGGAGAUGCUAAGGUUGCGCGGUGAUGGUGUAACCGAUGUCUGGGACGACAACAGAUGGGAGGAGGGCAUCAAAGCAUGGGAUGUAGUCAAUUGUGACACACCAUCUAGCCUGCUUGACUGGCUCAAAUCCAAGUUGUAAAUUGCAUCUACAAAAGGUGGCCGCCACGUGUCGGUGCACGACGUUAAAAGCAGACCAUGCGUGACAGUGAGGAACAUUGACAACUGCGGGUCUCACGCAGGAUCAGCGGCAGCAAGUCAGACCAUGCGGCGGACUGGACUUAACGACGGCGAGUACACAGACCGGGGUGGGCCAUACGAAAUCUGUCAAAGCAGAUCGCUCACGAACGGCUCGUUGCGCCCUUUUCCAUGUAGGAAGCCGCAUUUACGCUCACUCCCGACGGAAAGCUGCAAGUGUGUCUAGUCAAACUGCGUGUGAAAGAAAGGCAAAGCAAAGCAGCAAACGGCGGUGUCUCAUUUGAAGGUGAGAAGAUCAGAUAUCAACCUUGCCAGGUGCUCAUGGUCACUUCUCCACUCAACACUUCGCUGAGCAAUCCUUUCGUAUAUCACAACGUCACCGACUAACUUUGUACUUCAACUGUUAACUACUGCGUAUCAAUCAAGAGACGUGUUUGCCAGGACGAACGAGAAUAUGACCACACACGCCUUCACUCGGGUGCCAGGUGUCCUCCCUGGCGCUGGCUACCAGCCACGAAGCGAUCCUACAGCAGAGCAAGCCAGUCCUCGCCUCGCCUACUUCAUCACGCGCAACAAUGGCCUACCAGUUCCACUCAUUCCAGCUGAUGAACUGCCGUUCGCGGUGAAGCUGCAGGGUGUUUCCCGCGUGCUCAACCCUCAAGACACCUAUGGCCUGCAGUACAUCGGCACUUCUCCCUAUACUGGUGCGACGUUCCAUCUGGAAUCUGGUAGCCCAUCUGCCGCUCUGCAACGAAGCAACAAACAGCCUCCGAACGACCCGUUUCAAGCUUACAAUCAAGGUGGCACCGGAAUGAGACAAUUCCUCCCGCCAGAUGCUCUAGCUCGUCAAACCUCUGCCAACAAUUCCCCAGUCAUCGGGAACAGCCCGGCCGUUGCCUCCAAGCGGCCACUCUCUGCUUCGGAAACCGCCAAGUCAUGGCGUCGUAGUGAUCCUGUGGAUAGCUCCGAUGCGGCGACGCAAAAUGUCAUUGCUGCUAUUCUACGAUCUGAGGCUGGCGCUGAGACUGCAGAGCGCAUUGGCUACCGCAGUAGGGACCUGACUCCUCCUCCAUCUGGCAUCACACCAGAUCAGGACAAGAAAGUCUUUUGUACGCAUUGGAUCAUGACUGGCGACUGCAAGUUCGUUCAGCAGGGCUGUCGCUACAAGCACGAGAUGCCUACUGAAGCGAAGCUGAAGGAGCUCGGCAUCAGACACAAACCUAGAUGGUGGCAGGAGCAGAAUGCAGCUAUCAAGCUCGGAGGGGCCAGAAAUGUGCUCGGACCGGCUCUGAAGCCCAUGGAGAUGCUGAGUAUGGGCAAUGAUGAGGAGGCUGAUGAUGAGAGCUCAUCAGAUGAUUCGUCUGAUGAAGACAGUGAAAAUGAGGUACCUGUCGUUGGAAAGAAAUCCCUCUCUCCAGUGAAGAAGGAAACUGGCAAUGGCUCCAAGCAGACUUUCCAGCAGGAGAUUAAGUCUCCAGUCAUGCCUUCCACUGGCCGCUUGUGCCCAACCAUGGACAAAGUCAAGGACAUUCGCAAGCCCUCUGCUGCUGCAAGCGACCUUAUCGACUUGUUAUCAACGUCCUCAGUCUCUACCAUGCCUUCGAAACCUUCAUUGUCCAACAACACAUCCCGUACAAGCAUCUCCCCCAACACCGGCAGCGUUCCUGGUACUCCACCAUCGUCGCAGCAAACCGCCAAAGUCUUCGUCCCCGCCGGCGAGUCACCAGAAAUCCACAUUGCCGAGAUGAAGAAGCGUGAGCGGUCCACUCGCCACAAACAGCAGCACGACUCGUCGUCGCAUGUAUCUCCUUCUCAGACCUGCAGCAGUGUCAAAGCAGUCGUCAAUGGUCUUCACGCUUCCAGACAUGCUCUAUCUUCAUCUGCCGACAGCUCUCCCAAGCGCAACAAAAUCAGCUGCCGUCUUCGUCGUCCUGCUACGAUGAGCUCCCCUGCUCGAUUUGGAGCAGGUGUAGCAGCAAUUGUCAACUCUCCUUCUUCUGGAGCAGAGAAGAAAGGAUAAUAAAAGAUUGGGGAGCAGGCAGAUAUGGGGAGAAGAGUAUACAGAGGAGAAGGAUGAGAUGUGUGAGAGAAAGGAAAAAGGGAAGAGCUUCUAUAGGUAGCUAAAAUCAAAUGC